UCUCAACUUCUCCGGUCUUCUUUCAACUUUCAGUAUCACAACUGAAUUGAAAAUUAUAAUGUAAUGGAGCGAAGUUAUCUGUAAUUGAUGGAUGGAAAUAACAUCCUGUUGCAAAAGGCAAGUAGUGUGAUAAAAAUUGAUAUUCCACGUUUUGAGCGAGUUAUCGACCCAACCGGAAAGAAUUAUACCGUGUAUAAGGUUCUUAUCGCUAAAGCUGGAGGCACUAAGGAAGUUGAAAAACGAUAUAGCGAAUUUGAUAAACUACACAAGAGUUUAAAUAAGAGAGAAAAAAUACCAAAAAACAUUGAAUUUCCUCCAAAAAGAAUUAUAUCGGGGUCCGUAAACACUAAGGAAGAACGUCGAGGAAAAUUAAGGAAAUUUUUACAAGAAUUAUGUGAUCUGAAUCCAAUUCCUGAAGAAGUGCUGGCAUUUCUAGGAAUUUCUCAGCCAAUACAAUCAAAUCUGACUAAUUCAAGAAAAAAUGGUAACUAUAGUUCAAGUGAGGAUCUGUUGGACAGCGUGGGUUAUUCAACACAUCAACCAUUACUUGGCUUUACAAAUGUGUUUGAAAAUAUACAAAUUGCCGAAGAUGAUUUAACAUUGGAAGAUGAUGUAUUGACUCAAGGAAUACUGGAUGGUAUAUAUGCUACAACAGAACGAUUUGUGGAUGUUAGUUAAUAUUUAAAUAGAUCAAAACUAACAGAGUAAGAAAUUUGCAGUUUAAUUGUUCACUGGGACACAUCCUGAUCUGAUUUAAAUUGUUAUUAACAAGUCUAUUGACAAGGCUAUGUUAGGUUUUUUUGCUAAUUUCAAAUAUUGCAGGUAGUUUUGACUUUUGGGCAAUCAGUUUGAUAUUUUGUGUGGUGACAUAAAUAUGAAAGUUGGGCCUCCGAGUUGAUGGGUUUAAACACCUUGGACUCUUUUGAAAGCAAACAAGACCUUUUAUUCAAAUUGUAUUUCUUUCUGUAUGUGACCCACAGAAUUUUUUCACUGCCCAGCUGUCAGCUGACUAUAAUUUACAAGAUGUAAGAAUUUGUUAAGAGACAAGUAUGUUUGACAUUUCACAGCAACACUUUCUAUAUUAUUCUUUUACAACUGAUUGGUACGGUACAAAGUUUUGAAAACAUGUUGAUGGAGUCCAAAGUUAAUUAACCAAGCUUUCUGUCUUUGCCUAAUCAAUACACAUCAUUUGGUAUAUUUUAAAAUGUUUAAGUUCGUAAUAACUAAUAUCAAUCAUGACCAACACUUUAUUAUUGAUUAAAACUAUUAUUUCACCUUAUUUAUAUUUACAUGAACAAUAUUUAAAAUUCU
Messenger RNA from Dendronephthya gigantea, 1311 nucleotides. Its product is annotated as sorting nexin-24-like. NCBI's taxonomy places the organism in Eukaryota, Metazoa, Cnidaria, Anthozoa, Malacalcyonacea, Nephtheidae. The transcript has a single exon. Bases 88 to 678 code for a protein of 196 amino acids. Gene Ontology annotation, molecular function: phosphatidylinositol phosphate binding. The record is from RefSeq and is a predicted model, not a curated record.